Molecule: messenger RNA, 3902 nt
Organism: Dromiciops gliroides (monito del monte)
Lineage: Eukaryota; Metazoa; Chordata; Mammalia; Microbiotheria; Microbiotheriidae
Gene: SLF2
Product: SMC5-SMC6 complex localization factor 2
Exons: 20
Coding region: 142-2958 (938 amino acids)
Biological process (GO): DNA damage response; positive regulation of double-strand break repair; protein localization to site of double-strand break
Cellular component (GO): site of double-strand break; nucleus
Source: RefSeq, a predicted model, not a curated record
CCUUCCCGCCAGCCUCCGCAGUCUUCCUUAGUGAAGAGGGAAGGGGCGUGAAAGGCCUCAGCAGCCGCCCCUAGAGCCACCUGACGCCCACCUCAGCGCUACUGUGCCCCCGAAGUGGGUCCCUGGCGCUGCGACGGGGACAUGGAGCUGGGCGGCGUGUCCGUUCGGUCCUCCCCCAAGUCUCCCGCAACCCCGAGGUCGUGUAGCCGCUCGAGGCUCAAUGCGGCCCAAUGUGGUUCGGGGGGCAGGGAGAACCGCGGUGACAGAAAUCAGUCAAUUACAGAUUUCUUCAAACCAGUCCCAAAGCAAGAUAGACUUGUGUUGAACUCGCCACACAGGACAGAUCCUAAAUCUGGAAAAGGUGGAUUAUUAGACACUGCUGUAAGACAAUUUGAAAGAAAAAUAUCUUCAACAGAGAAUAUGUGUAAAAUGAUGCCAACUACACCACCGACCAAGAGUCUUAUUACGGAGACUUGGAUGAGGGAAUUUCAAGAAAAAAAAGGUCAAAGAGAUGCAUCUGAGAGAAACCAACUUCCUGUGGUACAAAAAACCCAGUCUUCAGUGGUUGAAAAAACCCUUAUUUCUACUUCACAUCAUUGCUUGUUGAGGAAUGAGAUGAAGGACCCAAGGGAGGAAGAAGGAUUUCCAAUUAAAAUAUCAUCAUAUAAUCAUGGAUACUUUAGGGAGAAGGCUGAAUGCACAGAUCAAAACAAGACAAUUACAGAUGCCCCAAACUUGGUUUCAUCACUAGAGCUUGAGAUUUGGAAAAACAAUUCCAGCAAAAUUAGCAGUAGAAAUGACAUAUCCAGGUGCCAGCAAUCAAAAUGUUCUGUGAAAAUGCAAGAGGAACCAGAAAAUGGAUGCCACUCAAGAAAAAGAUUACAUUUUGAUUCACUGGAGGCUGCUUCAGGGGCUGAAUCCUCUGGGGUAUCAAAUACUAAAACGUGCAUGGUUUCAUCUUCUAAAAAAGGGAAAUUGGCCCCCUUACCUUUAAUUACACAUGAUUCUGUGUCAUCCUGGAUCAAGAAACAAAGAGAGAGGAAUUUCAAAAAUAUCAUUACAUCUUCAAUGAAAAACUCUAGUAAAUCUUUGCUUUUUCGAAACAGCAGUAUUACUAAUGAUCCUCCAGCAGCACUUGGAGAUGAUGUUUUGUGCAGCCCAAGCAUUUCAAGGCCUUCAUGUGAAAACUUAGAAAAUUCCAGUUCCACUAGUGGUAUACUGGGAAAAGAACUAAAAGUCGAUCUUGAUAGUGAUGAGGAAAAUGUGGAUUGUAGCCUGGAAAGUGAUGAGGAAGAUGUUGUAUUAAAACCACUGCAAGAAAUCAUGUCUUUGAAUUCCAUUCAACCUGAAACUCCAGAAAAACCUUUUGUUCUUUCAGAAAACCCUAGCACAUCAUCAUCAGAUGUUUCAGUAAGUGUUCGUUACCAGUGUUUUAAGAACAGCUUAGAGCGGCUAGCAAAGGAGAACGAAAAUCCUACAAGGUCAGAUGAAUGGGAAAAAGAACUAAAGGAAGAUUUGGUGAAAGGUCAGGGAAUGAAAUCUCUAAUUGAGACAGAAGAAUCAGAAAAUGCAAAUGAGAAGGGAGAACUCCAAGAAGAGCACAGGAAGUUUAUAAAGAAAUUCUUAAUUGCUCUUGAUGCUAUUCCUGAUUGCCAUCCUGGUGAAGAAAUAUUUCACUUUUCCGAUUAUGGGAAAAUUUUUAAUCAAUAUACAUUGGAUUUAAGGGACUGUAAUUUUGUUCCAAAGAAUGCUAUUGAACAUCUUAUCCUUAAAUCUGGAAUAACACAGCAAAUUUUUUUAACAACACAAGGAUAUCUCAGCACCGCCUAUCACUACAUCCAGUGUCCUAUACCUGUGUUAAAGUGGCUGUUUCAGAUGAUGUCAGUUCACACAGACCAUAUUGUUUCUAUACAGCUUUUGAAUACGUUGAUAGACAUAACAAUUAGAAGUGAUGCCACUAGUGGUUCAUCAGUUUGGCCUUGGAUCCCAUCACUCUCUGAUAUAGCAACUGUGUUUAUCAACAUGGGAGUUAGUUUUAAGUGUUUAUUUCCUGUGCAGAAUUUCCAGCCUGUCUUUAAUGAAAAUAUUUUCAAUUUUGAGGUACAAAGCAAAGCUGAAGAAAGAAAAAAUGAAGAUUCUAUAACAGAAACGGUUGUUUCAUGUCUUCCAGAAACUAACAUUUUAAAUGUAGUUAAGUUUAUAGGCUUGUGUACAGCUGGGUACCCAGAAGGUUACACAGAUCAAGAAAUAAUCUUGCUGCUUAUAAUGUUCUUGAAAAUGAGUUUGGAAAAGCACCUGAAACAGAUUGCACUAGUGGACUUUCAGAGUCUCCUGAUAAAUCUUUUGAAAAAUAUUAGAGAUUGGGAUACAAAGAUGCCUGAACUCUGUAUAGCUAUAAGUGAGCUGUCCACUCAUCAUCACAACCUUCUGUGGUUGGUGCAGUUUGUUCCUAAUUGGACAGAACGUGGAAGGCAGGUGAGACAGCAUCUUAGCCUACUGAUUAUUGCUAAAUUUCUGGACAAGAAACCGGAAGAUAUUCCAAGUGCCAGUGAUCUGCAGAUGUCUCUCCUUUGUCAAUACCUUAUAGAAAUGAAGCCUUCUGAUAUGUUAAAGAAAAUGAUAGCAAAGAAAACAGGUGAACAGCAGGAUAGCCUUACCAAAGACUGUUUAACUCUAGAUCUUGAGCAACAGGUAUAUUACCUGACUUAUGUGCUUCUUCACUUAGUCAGUGAAGUUAGUUCCUAUUCUUUCCCUUUUCAACGAAGGAAACAUUUGCUGAAGCUCUGUGAUUCUCUGGAGAAAUACAUAAAGUGUUGUAUCAGAGAAGAUGCAAGAUUUAUUCAUAGGACAAAGGUAAUAGAUUUAGUUGCUAUAAUACAUGGAAAAUGGCAAGAAAUGAUCCAAAAUUCUGAACCUAUUCAGGGAACGCUGUAUGAUUUCUGGGAACCAGAUUCUUAAUUGAAGUAGCUAAAAUGUUGACCCAAGAGAAAUUGAACAGGACAAGAACCUUUCCUGAAAAUGUAGAUAAUGUAAAUGCAGACUUACAUAGAGACAUUCCCAUGGGGAGACAAACAAAUCACAUGCCAUUUGAAUCCAGAUUAUGAGAGAAUGUAAAUUAUGAACGUUCAUUGGUUCAGUGGUUCCCUGAUCCCUUUACAGGAGAUGCUGAAGCUAGAACUUGUUUCCUGUUUUAGGAACAGAACAGUCUGAUAAUACAGUGUAUUAUGUAUGAAUGUACUUUAAAAAAAAAUUACCAUCAAAUCACUUGAUUUAGCUCGUCCUGACAAGUUACCCAAAGUCCUGAAUUGAAGUGCUAAGAAAUGUAAAUAGAUUUGCCAAGAUCAUGCCUGUUGCUGUCCCUUUGUAAAAGCGUGGGUUGUAAUUACUUAUAAGGUGUGUGGUCUUCAAAACAAUUCAGUGGACUUGAAAAUCACUGAUCUUCAUGUUGAAAGCGUUGGAAUGCUAACCUUUGGUUAAAGGAUAUGUUUCUGUUAAUGUCUGGGGAGCCAGAGGACCAUUGAAAAUAACAACCACUGACACUUUUAGUUUAAUUAAAAGGGUGUUUUUUAAACACCUCAAUGUUAUUUAUGAGUAUUUCCUAAAACUGAAGGCCAACUCAAAUUUUAAAAAAAAUUAUUAACUUGGGUGAUGCAGCUCUAUCCUGAGUGACUCUGAUGAAACAGAAUAAUCCAAACAAAAAAUCUGGGACACUAGACUUUUUUACAAAGAUUUUUUUGAAAAAUACUUGGUCCCUACAAAUGAAGGCAUGGGAGAAGAAAAGAUUUUCUGUUGAGAAUUACCAUUAGAAAAUUAGGUGGGUUAAGUGACUUGAAACCUUUAAGCAUUGAGGUAGUUAACAUUUCUGUGCCACAGAUUGAGUUCAGCCUUCUUUGUAGAUGCAG